UGCACCGAAAGCUACAUCCUUAAAGUAUUAUUGAAGAUAUUAUUUCGGUUUGUCUGUUCAGUAUUCAUGUUAUGUUAUUGAAUUUCCGCGCCCGAAGGCGUAGGAAAUUCUUUAAAACCGUCGUUUUUUUCUUUUGGAGCAUUUUUUGAGAAAAAAUCGACCCUGGGAUUACAUGUUCUCCGUCACAGAUGUAAACUUCGCACCCAAGCUCCCCAACUACUGGGAACUCAUCUAAAUGAUGUUUAAGGACAAAAUUAGUAUUUGUUUUCAACAAAAUUUGGCACAGUUAACAAAAAAGUAUGCUGAACAUAAUGGUGACAUAAUAAUUUUGAUUUUUUGCCACCUUAAAUGUCAUUUUAGGACAAAAUUGGUCCAAAAAUUAAAACUACUUCAUUUUCAACAAAAAUUGGCAAAGUUAACAAAAAAAGUAUGGUGAACAUAAUGGUGACAUCGAAAUUUUGAUUUUUGUCACCUAAAUGCCAUUUUAGGCCAAAAUUGAUCCAAAAAUUAAAACCGUUUUAUUUUCGGCUAAAUCUGGCACAGUUAACAAAUAAAGUAUGCUGAAAAUGAUGAUGGUGCAAAAGUUUGAUUUUUGUCACCUAAAUGUCAUUUUAGGCCAAAAUUUAACCAAAAAUUAAAACUGCUUUAUUUUCGACAAAAAUUUGCACAGUUAAUAAAAAAAGUAUGCUGAAAAUGAUGGUCACAGCAAAAUUUUGAUUUUUUGUCAACUAAAUGCCGUUUAAGACCAUAAACGUUUCAAUCGCAAGACUUACCAUGAAUGUUAGGCUGUAUUUUUUGUUAGCAAUUUAUUUUAAAAUGUGAGUUUAUUAUGACACGUUUCGUUUUGUUUGCGUUUGUUGUAAGAUAUAAUGUCACUUGUGUGCUUUAUCUUCAGAGGUUCAUGCACCAAACCUCCUCAAAUGUUUAGCACAAUAACACAACGAAUUAGCUGGUUUUCAUCAAAUAUUUUGGUAGCGAGCGGAAAUUCUUAGAGCCCCCAGGGCUUCUUGUUCAUCCUUAAAGUAGUUAGAAUACGAUGUUCCGGUUUCUAUUUCAUGUUGCUGAAUUAUUUCUUGAGCUUCUCGUAAGGAGUCGACACAUUCUGUCUAACUUUCUAAAGCAGUAUAGUUUCAUUGAUUAGAAGAAAUGUCUACGACGGUAUAACAUACACGUUUUUGUAAAGACAAUGAAAUGAUGUUAAAACGUCAUUAAGAAAACCUUGUUCUAAGUUUGUGACCAAAUCGUAGCUAAUGCAAACAAGUAAAAGUUGUUAGCAAAAUAAUAUUUUUUCUUUGCGCUUUUUCUACAAUCUCUGGGUUUUUUCCACUUCCAUGUCAGAUUUACUUUUAUGUUUUUGCUCCACUAUUAUUUUAACAAAAGGAUUAUUGCAAUUAAAACAUCAUGAAUAAUUAAUUUAUUGUAUAGAUUUACCAAGUUUUCUUUUACGAGAUUGCGCAUGAUUUUUUUGUAUUUUUAAAAUUUCAUCUCUAUAAUAAAUAAAUAAAAUGCGCGCUAUUAUAGCUACUGUAGAAGAAUUUUAAUAAUGUAUAAACACAAAAAUAAAAAAUAUAUUUCUUUACAUCGCAUCAGAUUUAAAGAACGAAUCAUCUUCUUCGUCACUUGAAAAUAGUCAUUCUCCAUCAUAUUCUACAACACGAGUAUAUCAAAAAUGACUAUUUUUCACGAUAAACAGAGAUAAAAAUAAAAUAAAAAAAACAGUGAAUUCACCUAUUUUUAAAAUCGGUUGAAUCAAUCUUUGCUUGGUCUUUUUCCAUGAUAAUAGAUCAUAGAUUAAAAAUUAUAACGCAAACCAAGAGAAACCGAAUCUCGUGUGCGCAGUUUUCGCGCGUCUCAUGAAUCAUCGAGACAAGAAUGACCUCCAUAUGUCAGCUACUCGAAUUUCUUAAGUUAGUCGCCGAGCAAAAUAGGCCCUCCAACCUGGCACUUGUUAUUAGAGUUUUCCAGUGCUUUCGGUUCAUUUUAAAAAUGGAAAUAACAAAAGAUGAUGGAUAUGAAGAACUACUGCUGUUAGAUUUGUCGUGUUGCGAAUUGAGGACAUUGAAUGUUCCACAUCUUAGUGUUAUACAUAAUUUUAGGCCAGAAAUACUCAGGAAAUUAGUACUGUAUGGAAAUAUCUUAAAAGUAUUGCCAUCAAGUAUAUCACAAUUCAACAACCUUAUCGAAUUGAAUGUUUCUUCUAACGAGAUUUCCUGGAUAUCUAACGAAAUAUCUCAGUUAAGAAAAUUGGAAGUAUUAGAAGCAAGAAACAAUUGCCUAACGAAUCUACCAAAGGAAAUCCAGUUUUGUGAUUCAUUGAACGUGCUGAACCUUAGUGGUAAUUUAUUUGACGACUUACCAUCACAACUUUUUGAAUUAGCAAAACUUAAAGAACUAUACUUAGGUGGAAAUAAGCUAUCACAUGUGCCUCCAGUUAUCCAAAAAAUGAAAAGUUUGCAAAUAUUGUACCUUGGAGGCAAUGAAAUAACGGAAGUGUCGUCUCAACUCAAGAAAUUAAAGCAUCUACAACAUCUAUUUUUGUGUGACAACAAACUGCAAUCCAUACCAAGUGAAUUUGGACAGUUAAAAAAUUUAGAAUCACUCAGUUUGCAUAAAAACCAGUUAAAGACACUGCCUGCAGAAAUUUUAAUGCUAAUAAAUCUACGUGAACUCACUUUGAGGGAUAACCCUCUUGUUCAUACAUUUAUCCAAAAGCUAGAGUUUAGUCCGCCUUCUUUGUUGGAAUUGUGUGGGAGAUCAAUAAAAACGAAGAAAAUUAAGUAUCAACAGAAUUGGUUGCCGAGGAGUUUGCUCAACUAUUUGGACAGUGCACGGUGUUGUGUCAAUCCAAAGUGUGAUGGUGUUUAUUUUGAUUCUCGUGUAAAGUGCGUCAAGUUUGUGGAUUUUUGUGGCAAAUUUCGCUUACCCCUUGAGCAAUAUUUAUGUUCUCCAAAUGAGGGCACAUACCGCGACAACAAUGAUUUAGUAGAUUACAAACGAUUGCAGAAGGUCCUACUACCAGCAGAUGUUGUUUCUGAUUAAUAAUAUAUUUCUACGCUCAUUUUUAUUUGAACAAUCGCCCCCAAAUUGUUGAGAAUUUGAUUAAUUUAAGUUAAGUUGAAAAUAAGUCUUAUUUUGAGAAUUCUCUUCUGAAAAGAAAAGAUUAUAAAUGCUUUUCGGAUAGACCUGUGUUUCGUUAUUGUGUUCUUUAAGUAAAUUUAAUGUUGAAUUUGCUUAAAACGUUUUUAAAAAAAUGACCUAUAUUCGUUUAAGCUGUGAAUUUUUUUCAAGAUUUUUAUAAAAUUUUGAGACUAAAUUAAAAAAAAAAACAUCGAACAGGGUGGCAGGACCUAAAAUCGGAAUAACCUUUAAUUUUGGAACAACGUUACUGCCUUGUUUAUUGUAAGUCUUCGUUUCGUUCAAAAAUAUUGCCAAUAUUUGAACGUCAAAUUUAAAAUGUCGUAACGUAAAAUUGUGAAUUUGUGGCAACCUUGUCAAUCUCAAAAUAAUGGUGACAUCAAAAAUUUAAUUUUUCCUCGCCUUUAUACUGUUGGCUAACAAUUAUCUAAAAUUAAAAAUGCUUUGUAUUCUAUAAAAUUUGAAACACUGAUCAAACGAAGAAUGAUGAACGUGGCAGUGACAGUAAAAUAUUGUAUUUUGUACUUAUACCGUUUUUUUGGUUAAAAUCGGUCCAAAAAUUUCAGAGGGCUUUGUUUUCAAUGCCAUAGCAAACAAUAUUUGAACAUAUGGUAACAUCAAAGUGUUGACUUCAUCACCUUCAAAAUGUUUCUUACUACUUUUAAUUUUCUCACAAUUUCGUUUUGAUGAAACUUAUGUUUAUUUUCUGAAUGUCAAAUUUCGAAUUCUGGGCUCCAAUAUAUUUUUCCAAAUAAAAAUAUCGUUAGAAAUGCGAGAAUUAACGUAAAAAGAUUUCACAUAGAACAUAUUUUUACAAAGUUGCUUGGAUUGAUUAUUAUAUACACAAAAUGCAUUAUUUUAUACCUUUUGUACAGAUUUAUGUUUUUACUGGUUGUCUUGUAAAAAAUUUGUUUAAAUUAUAUUUAUUUUCGUGACAAUUUAUAUUCAUUUAAAAAGACAUACACACCAUUUUUUUUCUGGGAUUUUACGUGUGAAGGAGUGGAAUAUCGUUUUAAAAACUGCAGAAGUGACUGUGCUUGUUUUAAUUACACGUAGCUAUGUGUAACGAACGUACUUUCGUCUCGUUUGAAAGUGACUUUCCAGGGUUGGAUCAAACAAUAUGAUUUCUGGAAUUUGAUUGACUCAUAAAAUUUUUCGUUCCGAUCCGUACUGAAAGUUGAAAUCAUUUUAAACAAAAAACAAAAUACAAAAGAAUUAUUAGCAGUGUAGCCAAUCAAAUUAAUAUAUUAUUGCCUCUUUAGUUUGGCCUUACGUAUGAUUUUUUAAAGAUUCCCGUCCUCUUUGUUUUUCAAAUUUAAAUCGUCUCUGCUUACAUAUACAACAUGUAUAAAUUGACGAGGGUCAUUUAAUUAAAGAAUUUUUCAUAAAAUGAUCCUAUUUCACAGUUAAAGUGACAGUGACACACAUUAAAAUUUAAUCAAUAAAAACAUUUUUGUAGUGUUACUACUUUUAGUCUAGCACUACUGUGUUGUCAAUGUUUAAAAGUUCAACAACCAUGUUUUCCGACAUGUUUGCUAUGCUACAGACAGCCGAGGGAAGUAUACGCAGCAAGAAAAAAGUCAGGCAAGAAGAGAAAUUCCUCAAAAUUUACAAUUGUUAAUCUCAGUUUCUUUUUAUUCCAUUUAGAAAUAAUCAAUUAAGAAAAUUUACCUUGUAGUUUCUUCUAUCUUUGCUAUCUUAAUUUUACAUUCUUAGAAAAUUUCCACCUGACGAUAAAAAAUCUUAAUUUUUUAGAAUAUUUCCACCUGGAGAAAACAUAAAACGUAGCUAUUGAAUUCUAAAAUAGCCUUAGUUUCACUUGUACUUCCUACCUAUGUACUCAUUAAAAAAGACCAUGAUAGGUUCAUUUAGCCAAGCAGAUCCUAGAUUUGGAGAUACAGCAGGAACGCAGUGCACUUGUAAUGCUUCAUUUGGACUUUGCUGGUCAACCAUUAGGUAACCAAGUAUUUGUAAACCUGCUAAUCUGGACUUUAUCCUAAUAGAAGGUGAUAAAUUUAUAAAUCACUGAAUACCAGUGGGUUCUUAUACUUGUCCGACUCCCAUAGUCGAAAUGCUAGAGAUCUUGUUAAUACAAACGGAACUCUAAUAACAUUUGUCAGUUUGCAUCAACUAGAAUGCUACCUGAAAGCACUUUACCUGGAAUAUUUUGAGCGAACUAGUAUUUUAUAAUAACUAGUAUUUUGUUUGAUAAUUCAAACUGUUAAUGCAUGUGUAUUAGAAAAUGAUGUCUCGUAUUUAUAAGUAACUAGUUAUUAAAACCCGUGGAAGAAUCCACUGAAAUUAGUGUGCUUCUUAUCACAAUAACAAAAUCCCUUGUGCUUCUUAUCACAAAAUGAUUUGUGGUCAAUUUCAUUUAAAGGAGAGGCGAACAAGAAACUAUUUUGUGGAAGCCAGAAAAUACAUUUUAUACAUAUAUAUUUCUAACAACAUCUUUACAGAAAUUCCAUGUCUGUAUGGGGUGAAAAUAAGUAGGUUUUAAAUGUACUUUUUAGUAAACAUCACUAAAAACAUCUUUUACUUGAGAUGACCAAGAAUAUUUUACGUACUAUAGUAGUAACAGCUUUUUAUAACCUUCGUUUAAACUUCUUUGAACUAAAGAAUUAUCUGUCAUAACCAACAACAUUAUUUUUUCAUGUUUUGAGUCCCUUUUCCACAACAUACUACCAACUUCAAACAAUAAAGUUUGUUAUCAUGAGAUGGCGCCAAAUUUGAAUAAAUAUACAGACCGGAAACCUUCAAUAACAAAUCGAACGUGCAAUAUGGUGGCUUCAUCUUUCUUCCUUGGUUUUUUACUUUCUUCAUCUUUACUCGCUAUUUUAUUGGCAAGUUAAGUAGUACAAAAUAAUAAAAAUAUCUUCUUUACAUGUUGUUCAACAUUUUUGCCAUUUUGAUCUUCAACUAUUUCUUAUUAAAUCACUUUGUGUACAUUGACCCCGUCACCAUCAAAAAAGAGAAAUAUAUCCCAUUGUUUUUCAAUUUAGCCACCCGUUUGACAAAUGCGUAAAAAUACUCAAUUAUAAAAAAUUCAGCACUCACAAAAAUGUAAACAAAAUGAUGUAUGGUUUAUAGUUAUAGUUUAUGGAGCAAGCGAGCAAGCCAAUCCGUCUGGUCUUUAAAAUCAACACUUAUCAUAAACUUUUAUUCAGCAGCCGUGCCGCAGCGCAGUUCGCCUCUCCUUUAAAGGACACAGACAAUCAAUUAAAACUUUUGAACGAAAUGGACAACAAUAAUAACAACGUUAAUUGCCUGUGACUUUGCCUGUACAAUAAUUUAUAACAAAGCACUCCUAACGGUAAAUUUAAUUUAGCAUGCAAUAAAAUUUCCAACUAAUGAAAUCACUUUUUUUAAAAAACAUGAUUUGUUCUAGCCAAUUGAAAUCGUAAACAAAACAAAAUAGACGCUUUAAAGUGGCAGUAACUCUUUUAUGGCUGUCCAAAUAGCUGAAUUAUUUACUCAGUGUUUUAUUUAUACCAUUUUUUUUUACUAUUUCAUAAAAAUAUAGGCUUUAAUACAUAAUAAAAUGAUUUUAACUUAACACCAAAAUUGCUGACUCAGCAGAAAUUUCGCUUUAAAAUUGUAUCAUAAACAAGAAAAAUAUCGGCUUCUACGAGCUCAACUUUUUACAAUCUCGUUAUUUUUCAUCAGCUUCUGUUUUCAAAUGAACCUUGGGUUAACCCUGUUAAAACGAUGUGAGGAGUUUUUUUUGUUCAUUCUAUUUUUUUAACAAUAGCCUUUUGUUUUUUUUACAAGAUUCUUUCUUAGCAUCCCCUGCAGCAUCGAACGUUGGUAAAAGAAAAAUAUUCCGAAUAAAAAGAUUUCCGCACACCGUAUUAUGGCUGCAUGAUUUACUAAGCAUGUCUGAAAAUUUUAAAGUAAAACGAAAAUGCUAUCGAAAGUUAAAGCUCGUGCAGUGUAGCAUAAUGAAGAUCGUCUUAAAUUUCGACAUAAUGCGCCAUCUUUGUUGUUAUUAACGUUUCUCUUUAUUAAUUACGUCAUUUCUUUCUGUACAUUUCACAAGCGUGUACACUUAAGCUAUAUUCGGCUGAACCAAUUAAUUAUUCAUGAAUUUUAUUUUUAAGGGGAAUUGUGAAGGCUGAAUAUUUUUGGUGAAAUAUAAUAGUAUUUUAGCUAUAAAUCGUGACAAUUGUGUUAUAACAGAAAAAAUAUAGAUAUAUAGUCUGAAAAAAACCUUUCGUAACCAAUUAUGUGAAAAAAAAAAUUCUGAUUUUUAAAAGGGUUACUGCCACCUUAAAGCAAACUGUAAAAGUAGUCCAGUUGUGUUUUGACCUGGAAAAAAUGAUAUAGAACUGAAAUUUGGCACACUUACUCCUUUUUUUAUGUAGAUUACCAGAAUAAAAGCCCCAUCGAUAGUAUUUGAAGAAAAUGAGAUAUGCGCCAUUUUUAAAAAUGGUGGAUUUCCAAAUUUUCGAGAAAACGAAAGUUGAUCAAUUCGAAAACCAGUCAAUUUAGAACAGAAGGUAUUAUCACACAAACUUUGAAAAAUCAUUAUUAUUUUUAAAUUCACGGACUUUCUUUAAUAGUUUUCAUCUUAAAAAAGUAAUAAUAUGUAUACAAAUUUGUGAAAUCAAAAUGCAUCAAAUAAUCAAAAAUGUUUCUCUUCUCUUUUUCAUCUUCCAAAUCAUCUUCGACGUUACUAUAACCAUCGCAUACCUAAAAAAGAGUAAUUAUUAAGACAAAGGUUGUCUUUUUUGGUGAACUGACUUAUGCCAAGAGUUAUGACCAGGGGCGGAUCUAGGGUUAGGCAGCCUAGGCAAUUGCCUAAGCCUAGUUUUGUGAACUAGAAAAAAAAUUCUCUAUAGAUAGAAUAAUCUAUAAAAAAAACUAAAUUAUUUUUAUCAAUUUAUUUUUGGCAUCCGCCGAUUUCGACUAAGACGAUGCGCGGCGUGCGUGUUUUAUUUUACUCAAAUAAGCAAACCCGGGGCGAUCUUAGGCAAAAUGUCUAUUCGCCUAAAACGUCCGCGGGUUUUAAAGUUCCGAAUGAAUGAAAAUCACAGAUGGAAGAAAAAACGCCUAAAACGUCCGCGGGUUUCCAAGUUCCAAUGAAUGAAAUUCUGGAAUGUGAAGAAAAAACGCCUAAAACGUCCGUGGGUUUUAAAGUUUAAACGCCUAAAACGACCACGGGUACGGUUACAUGGAGCGGAUGUUUCUUUUUCAACAAGGUUUACCUGGAUCAGGUCCAAUUGCAGGGAGCACUUCAAAUGUCUAGAAUAUUAAAGCAAUUGUAUGCCACCUAAGUUAAAUAAAGAAGUUUUGAAUUUGGAAACCUUUUCAGAUAUUGAAAGGAUUGGAAAUGCUGGAGAGAAGUAUUUUGGCCACGUGUGCCGUGUUGUUGUCUCAAACCAAACCUUUAUCUUCCUCUGCAAGAGACAAUAAAUUCAGUAAUACUUGAAA
This is a messenger RNA of Hydractinia symbiolongicarpus, 8568 nucleotides long. RefSeq names its product leucine-rich repeat-containing protein 58-like. NCBI's taxonomy places the organism in Eukaryota, Metazoa, Cnidaria, Hydrozoa, Anthoathecata, Hydractiniidae. The coding region runs from base 1873 to 3039 and encodes 388 amino acids. Gene Ontology annotation, molecular function: protein binding. The transcript has 2 exons. The record is from RefSeq and is a predicted model, not a curated record.